Molecule: messenger RNA, 1041 nt
Organism: Aureobasidium vineae
Lineage: Eukaryota; Fungi; Ascomycota; Dothideomycetes; Dothideales; Saccotheciaceae
Source: the annotation of a GenBank genome assembly
AUGUCGCUAACACAUUCGCUGGAGCGCCUCUGGAGGCCGCUGGCCACACGGGCGAACCCAGUCUUAUCCCAAUGCCGCCGCCACGCAUCCACAGACAUCGGCGACACCAUCACAGAACUCGAAGGCGGCUCUUCGCUGCGCACCCUCGACGCCGAUAUCGAUAACCUGGCCACUACCUACGACCCCGUCGGUCGCGCCAGCAAGAGAAACCGCCAAUUGCCUGCCAGCAGAUACAAGUUCCGUCCGCCCAAGUACUACCGCGGUCCUUUGCACCCUCACCAGCCGCCGCCAAACUCUGAUCCUGCGUCGAGAUUGUUUGUGCCUGGACCNUUUUCCGUGCCGAGAUUGGAGCAGACGUAUAGCAGCACGUUCGAGAGCGAUCUCAUGACUUUGGCAUAUACGCAUUUCCCGCCUGGCUACAAGGCCCCUGCCAAAUCGCCGCGUCUCAGGCCUUGGGAGGGUGCUUCCCCUUACUACAAGAAUCGUCCUCUGAGAGGACCCAGAGGUAGUGAUGUCUUGCGCUUACUCCGCAAACCAAUCACUUUCCGCAAUGUGCCCAAGCUGGAGAAGAUCACCGUGCACACCAUGGUCAAAGGCGCCCUUGACGAUUCCGCACACUUGCACGUUGCGGGUAUGGUUAUGCAAGCAAUCUCCAAUGUACGCGUUACAACCCACAAGACGCGCAAAAACGUUGCUGGAUUCGGGCUUAGGGCAGGCCAAUACGUGUCCGUGACCGCAGAGCUCAGAGGCGAAGACAUGCAGCACUUCCUCGCCAAAGUCAUCGAUAUCGUCAUGCCCAAGAUCAAGGAGUGGAAGGGAGUAAAGGGCAGUUCUGGAGACUCGAGUGGUAACUUGACGUUUGGAUUUACGCCAGAGGAGACGGCGCUGUUCCCUGAGGUUGAAGUCAACUAUGACAUGUACCCUCCCAAGAUGAUCCCUGGCUUCCACGUCACCGUCCACACCACCGCCACAAACGACAGAGAUGGCAGACUGCUGCUCAGCGCUCUCGGUAUCCCCUUCUACGGCAAGCAGAUCAACUAG